AUGGUGGCACCUCACGUUGAUAACUUGCUCGUUGCAAUGGGCAACCCUGGUCGAUUUCAAGUGUUAACCUUCCUCUUACUUACUGGGAACAAUAUUGUAAACAUUUGGAAUAAUAUUGCGCCCGUAUUUUACGUUGCCAAGACCCGUCAUCAUUGCAAAGUUGAUAAUAUAAGUUUAGUGCCUGUCGUGACUCGCAAUAAUGAGAGACAGUUGGAUGAUUGCAUGGUAUUUUCUGCGCUUAAUACAAGCAAUACAAUACCGUGCGCUACUGGCAGGGUUUAUUACUUGGAGAAAGGGGAGAGAACGAUUAUCUCCGAG
Messenger RNA from Paramuricea clavata, 318 nucleotides. NCBI's taxonomy places the organism in Eukaryota, Metazoa, Cnidaria, Anthozoa, Malacalcyonacea, Plexauridae. The record is from the annotation of a GenBank genome assembly.